UAGGCGGAUAGGUGGGCCAACCACAUAAAAAACACGGUAAUUGCAUAGCAUUUGAUGAAAGAAACUUGUAUAAAUAAUUGAUCGUAUCAAAUAUCAUGGUAUCACCUCAAAAAUACAAACAAGAUCUAGAAUAGAAAAAGAGAGUUGAAAUUGAUCAAUGGCAGUAGAGGCUGUAGUGUCAGUUGUGUUACAAAAAUUAACUGAUAUGCUGGAAAGCCAAUCAUUAACCCAAAACAAACUCUUAGUCUAUGAAGUGCAGGAGAUUAUGAAGUCACUUGAUUCCAUGAGAGACCUGAUCAUGAUCUCCACAAAGGUGGUUAACCAGCAAGCAGAGGAGUAUCUUCAUGCUGUUUAUACGGUUGAGGAUGGGAUCGAGAAGUUCACCCUUAAUGUUGUCCGUCGAAGGAAGAUUUUCGGUUUCUUAACCAACCAUAUUUUCUUCUUUGACAACUUGAACUCUUGCGUUAGGAUCCACCAGAAGAUAAAGAAAACACUGAUGAAGCUAAAAGACCAUGAACAAGUACCAAAUGAAGCCAAAAAAGAGGAAAAGUGUUCAGAAACACGAGCAACGGAUCAUGUGAGUUUUAGCUACUCAUGCAAUGAAGAAGUGAUGCAGAUCGUCGGUAUCAAAGAACGUUUUCAGCAAAUGAAAAAUAUGUCGAGCUUUUCCUACAAAGAAGAAGAAAUGGGCAUCUUCGGGUUGAAAAAAGAUGUGGACGCUCUGGUGAACCAACUCAUAAACAACUGUGAACAUGUUGUUUUGAUUGUUGGUCAAGGAGGCGUAGGUAAGACUACACUUGCUCGCACAAUUUACAAACAUAGAGACAUCAAGCAGCUUUUUCAACUCCGUGUUUGGGUUUCGGUGUUGGAAGACUAUGCCACAAAAGACAUACUCUUAAGUGUGUUAAAAGCAAUGGAUAGCGCGACAGAUAAAUGCUCUAAUAAGGAUGAUGAGGAAACAAUGAAGUUUAAGGUCUCAGAGUACCUCAAGAACAAGAGGUACUUGAUCAUCUUAGAUGGUGCAAAUAGUUAUUCAGAUAUUUUGGAAGACAUAAAAGAAGCAUUCCCUGAUGUAAAAAAUGGAAGUAAGCUGGUCUUGACUUCAACACAGAACAUGGAAUUGAAAACUACACAUGUCAACUUAUUUUUGCAUUGUAUGAUGCCUCUAAGUGAAGAUGACAGCUGGAAAAUGUUUAAAGAGAAAGUUGGAAGACAAAAUAGUUGGGAUCUUGUUACCCCUGAAUCAAAGCAGGCCAUUUUGCUGAGCUGCAAGGGUCUACCCCUGAAUAUAGUCCUGCUUGCAGGUCUUUUCUCGUUGACGGAUCCAAAUCGCUGGUCUCGGAUAUUCUCUGGUAUGCAAAACUCUACGGAUGUGUUGUCUCUUUGCUACAAUGACUUGAGUGACAACCUGAAGGUAUGCCUGCUUUAUUUAGUGCUUUUCCCUAAAGAAUUUGACAUUCCUGUAAGGAGGUUACUGCGGUUGUGGGUUGCUGAAGGCUUUGUGAAACAUAAUUCUACACAUGUAUAUCUUGAAGAUAUUGCACAAACUUAUUUUGAAGAGUUAGUUAACCGAAACAUGCUUCAAAUAUCAAAACUAAGGUCUGACAAUAGCCCAAGACGAUGUUUCGUGCUUGGAGUUCUGCAUGAUUAUCUCUUGGUGAAAGCCAAAGAAACCAAUCUUUUUCACACAUAUCAUAACUUGAUUAAUGGUGAAGACAAUUCGUCUUUGAAAGUUCGCAGGAUGGUUGAGUAUGAAAGCCCAAAGAGGGAACAAGUUAGCAAAAAUAUUUCUUUCCAUAAGAAAUCACAGGCUAAGAGUUCUUUGUUUAAUCCCUCUAACCUGAGGUCUUACGUGUCAUUUAACCAUCAACAACCAGAUUAUAUGCAGGCUAAUCGAAUUGGAAAUUUUCUUGGAAAUAUUAUAAAUGAUGGUCUUGGGUUAUUACGCGUGCUUGACUUAGAGGGCGUAUAUAAACCGAUCUUGCCUGAAAAUAUUGGUAAUUUAUGCAACUUGAGGUACUUAGGUCUAAGAUUGACAUAUUUGGAUAGUCUCCCACCAUCAGUUGGUGAACUAACCCAUUUGGAAACCUUGGAUCUGAAACAUACGUGCAUAGAUGAGCUACCAUGUUCCAUUUUGAAGAUGAAGAAACUCCACCAUCUCCAUCUUAACGAAAUGCGUCUUAAUAUGCAGCUUCACUCUUCCUUGAAGCUCUUGACGCUAUGGGGAUUGUUCUUGGACAAGAAAGUCCCUAUAAAAGAUGGUUUAGAUAAGCUGGAUCAUCUUAGAGAAUUAGGUAUUACAUUCCACUUACCGUCCAACCAAGAAGAUUUAAUGAACUGGAUCGCCAACCUAACAGAUCUACGGUCUUUAAGGUUGCGAUCCAAAGAUAAUUUAGGAUACCCUUCAGAUCUCAUGUUCAGAUCAAUGUCGAAUCUAGGCCAGCUUUCCCACCUAAACUUGUUGGGGAGGUUAGAAAAGCUUCCUGAUUACAAUGAGUUCCCACCAACACUUAAGGUUUUGACAUUGUCAAUCUCGUUGCUAAAGAGUGACCCUAUGAAAACAAUCGGUCAACUUCCCUGCUUAACGGUUCUUCGGCUCUUGGGACAAUCCUACGUAGGGAAAGAAAUGGUUUGUGUUCAGGGGGGAUUUAGUAGGCUUAAAGUGCUGAAAAUGUGGAUGCUGAAGGAGUUGGAAAGCUGGGUUGUUGAAGAAGGAUCAAUGCAAAGCCUCAAACAUCUAGAGAUUAGGUGUUGCGAGAAACUACAUAGCAUUCCAAUGACGCUAUUGCAACAGCCGCAAUUAGAAAACCUGGUUUUGACUGGCAUGCCACAAGAAUUUGCAACUGAUGUCGAGCGUUUAAAAUCAGAUCACACCUCCAUGACCAUCAAACAAUGGAAGUUUCCUCCAUUACCUUGACAGUGGGAACAAGGUGAUUCUACUUUGGUGAACCAUAGCUAAACUUUAAAGUUAAAGCAUGUUAUAUCAAUAUGAAUAAUCAGCUAAAGAUUUCAAGAAGACAUUAAUAAGCUAUUUGUAAUGAUCUUAUAUUGAUAUUGUCCAUGUGUAAUAAUAUAUUCUAUAUAUUGAGUCUCUGUGUAAUAUUAUUUUACUUUCAUAA
This is a messenger RNA of Helianthus annuus (common sunflower), 3119 nucleotides long. RefSeq names its product putative disease resistance RPP13-like protein 2. Gene Ontology annotation, biological process: defense response to other organism. The record is from RefSeq and is a predicted model, not a curated record. NCBI's taxonomy places the organism in Eukaryota, Viridiplantae, Streptophyta, Magnoliopsida, Asterales, Asteraceae. The transcript is spliced from 2 exons. Gene Ontology annotation, molecular function: ADP binding. Bases 158 to 2917 code for a protein of 919 amino acids.